Messenger RNA from Photinus pyralis (common eastern firefly), 2282 nucleotides. RefSeq names its product histone-lysine N-methyltransferase KMT5B-like. Gene Ontology annotation, molecular function: histone H4K20 methyltransferase activity; protein binding. Lineage: Eukaryota; Metazoa; Arthropoda; Insecta; Coleoptera; Lampyridae. The transcript is spliced from 2 exons. The annotation marks the transcript as partial. Gene Ontology annotation, cellular component: nucleus. The record is from RefSeq and is a predicted model, not a curated record.
UUAGUGUCAGACGUUAGACAUUGUUGCCGCAAUAUUUUUCUGCCGCACCAUUUAUUAUCCCUUUUGUUUGUGUUGUUAUCUGUUACAGAUGAGGCAGAAAGCGCCCUUCUGAGCUCACAACGCUGUUACAACCAGAGUUCAAAGAUUUAUCGCUACCUACGAGUGUUCAGCAAGGAGUCUGGCUUCGUUAUCGAACCGUGUUAUCGUUAUUCUCUCGAGGGUCAAAAGGGGGCGAAAAUAUCGGCGACGAGAAAGUGGUAUAAAAAUGAAAAGAUAGAAAUUUUGGUCGGGUGUAUAGCCGAGUUAACCGAAGAGGAGGAGGCGAUGCUGUUGCAUCCGGGAAAAAAUGAUUUUUCGGUAAUGUAUAGCUGUCGUAAAAAUUGUGCUCAACUGUGGUUAGGGCCAGCGGCCUACAUUAAUCACGACUGUCGGGCGAACUGCAAAUUUGUGGCGACAGGUCGCGAUACCGCCUGCGUUAAAGUGUUACGCGACAUCGAGUCGGGCGAGGAAAUAACUUGUUUUUACGGUGAGGAUUUUUUCGGCGAUAAAAACUGCUAUUGUGAAUGUGAAACUUGUGAAAGACGCGGAAUGGGCGCGUUUGCUAAGAAUACCGAGCAAAAGGAGGAGAACGGUUAUAGAUUACGUGAGACGGACAAUCGUAUUAAUCGAACUAAAAAGCAGUUAGUGAAAGGCAGGAGCGAGCAAUGCAACGGACACACGCUUAAAGAUACCGGUGUGGAAAUUGUCAGCCCCUUGAGCAUGAAGGAGUUGCGUCAGAAAGGGUUAACCAAGUACGAUGCGGAGUUGCUCAUUGCUCAAGGUUGUAAAUUUUCAGACAUAAGCGAGUUUAAUCGUAAAAAUAGAUCUAAUUUAACGCACGAUAACAUUUCGUCUCAUAACUUUCGUAGUAAAAGAAGUGAUACUAAUUCUGUGAUUAACGGUACGACGUUGAAGAGCUCUCGCGCCUCGAGACUCCAACAAAGACAAGCGCGACGUAAUUUAGAAGUAAUUCAAAACACAUCCCGUUCGAACCUAUUGGACGACCUGCAUAGCAACGCGAGUACAAGUACGGGAUAUAGCGAUCAAGACAUCUACGAGUCAUCUCAAAGCAAGGAGUUUGUUGAAUCUUUAGACGUGAAAAAGGAGUCUAUCGAAACCGUACUAGGAAUAACAUUACGUAACCACAAAUGUCUUCAAGAACGAAUCUCUGAUAUUUCUGGAGCAGUCUCCCUCAACGUUUUUGCGGGUAUUGACGAGAAACCCGAAGGCGCUGAUAUCAGAAAGCCGCAAAAACGAUCGUCCAAUGCCACACGUCGGCCCACACGUGUUUCCGCUCGUCUUUCCCAGCGUAGUACAAGCGCGACACUAUCGGAAGAGUUAGAGGCGAAAGGUGAAGUACUGAAGGACGUUUACGAAUUUAAAGACGACGACGGCAAACUAGACACAUUUCGACUGCACAGCACCAAAUAUAAGGAAGACUGUGAUAGUGAUAACCACACAAUAAACGCGGAAGAAAGUACGAGAGGCAAGACUGAUAAUUCCAAUAACGAUAACGGCGAAAUAGAACGAUGUAUUACUCCGUGCGGAUCUCCCGAGAGGAUGCCACAACCGGCGGCGCCCGUCGAGCGAACUCCCGACAAGUGCGGCGGAUUAAAGUUGACGUUGCGCAUGAAACGUAGUCCGGUGUUAGAUGAAGUUAUCGAAUCGGGAAAUAGUCUAAGCGAAGAUAGCUACGAACCCGAAUAUGAGGUGUUACGCGUCGAAGGUGUCGAUCACCAAGCGUCGCACUCGCGCAGGAAAAAACGCCACAAAUCCAAAGAUCAUAGGCGAGAUAGAAAAAUGAAGCAUUUGAAUUAUCCGAUGACACAUCCACCUAUGAAACGAUUAAAAUUGAUAUUUGGUAACGAAAGUCACACUAUCAACAUACCGUCCAACACUGCCAACUAAGAAGUUUAAAUAAAAGAAAUUGUGAUUUUAUUAUGUCGUAAGUAAAUUAGGUAAUUAUUUUGGUUCUUAGUUUAUUUUUAAAUUAAAUUUUUGUACAUAUUUUUAGUUUAUUUAUUUUUAAUUUUACAAUGUUAGAUGUGAAAAUGUAUUAUUUUUGUACUAUUUUUAAUACUUGAGGUGUAGAGUUUUUAGAUAGGUACUAGAAAUGAAUAUUACCUCUGUGGUUUUAUUAGUAUCUUUGUUAAGAAAAAAAGUAUUGUUAAAAUUCUGCUGUAUGUUUCAACUUGUAUAAAAGUGCUUUCAUGCGAUCCAUACAAAAAAAUAUUGCUGUAAAG